This is a messenger RNA of Anopheles nili, 729 nucleotides long. RefSeq lists its product as uncharacterized. The coding region runs from base 1 to 729 and encodes 242 amino acids. Lineage: Eukaryota; Metazoa; Arthropoda; Insecta; Diptera; Culicidae. The record is from RefSeq and is a predicted model, not a curated record. The transcript has 2 exons.
AUGUGCAAUCGAACCUUAGUCGCAGAGCUGUUACUAGUAUUCGCCCUGGCGACCUCCGCGCUUGGUGCCUCGGGCAGUUGCUCGUGGCGUGCAAGCAGUAGCUGGUUUGGAGGAGAAAUCUGCGUGUUGCAGAAGGUGUACGAUGACUGUCAGGAGACUGCAGACUUCACUGAAUGUCUAAAACAAAAGGCGCUCACUUCCAUCUCUCGAGCCAUCGAUUCGGAUUCGAUCCAACUGGUCGAUGGAGUAUCGCUGGUCAAACAAAAGAAUGUGUCAGCUGGUGAUGACACCGAGAGCUCAAUCCUCGGAUUGUCGGAUGCUCGAUCAAUGGAAGGUUUGGGUGAAACUGAUAAAGCACUUAUGCUUAAGAUCAACAAGUUUCUUAAAACCCACACCAUCAGCUUCGAUUUGUCCGAAGCGCGUGGAAGUGGUUACAAAAAGAACGGCAGCCGCUACGUUAUUGCUGCUUUGCUGACAGCCAUGGGAAUCGCUGGCCCGAUCGGUCUGAAGACCCUCGGUGCUAUUGCUUUCAAAGCACUGGUUAUCUCUAAGGUGGCCCUCACGAUUGCCAGUAUCAUGGCUUUGAAGAAAAUAUUCAAGGCUGAUCAUCACGAAGAAACUAGUUUCCAGGUGCACACCGGCCAUGAUAACCGUCGGGCCACAUACUUCGUACGUCCAGUGCGAGCAAACGAUCCGUACCGAUACUACUAUGAGCAGCCGGCUCAUUGA